Messenger RNA from Helianthus annuus (common sunflower), 668 nucleotides. Its product is annotated as dirigent protein 6-like. The record is from RefSeq and is a predicted model, not a curated record. Lineage: Eukaryota; Viridiplantae; Streptophyta; Magnoliopsida; Asterales; Asteraceae. The coding region runs from base 1 to 558 and encodes 185 amino acids. The transcript has a single exon.
AUGGCUCGUAUAAACUUUUAUGAGUACAUUGUUUUCAUUCUAUUUUCCCUCCUUAUCUUGCACACUUUUUCCAUAAUUGCUCACUCAGAAAAACUAGAUGAGAAGAAACCAUGCAAGAGAUUUGUGUUAUAUUACCAUGACAUCCUCUUCAAUGGCACCAAUGCCGCUAAUGCCACAUCAGCAACUGUCGCGAAUCGUACUAAGCUUGGGAACUACAACCAUGGGAUGCUUGUGGUCUUUGAUGAUCCCAUUACUAAAGACAACCACCUCCUAUCUCCCCCUGUGGCUCGGGCACAAGGGUUUUACUUCUAUGAUAUGAAGACCGAGUAUAAUGCUUGGUUUUCGUAUACUUUGAUUUUCAAUUCCACAGAACAUAAAGGAACAAUUAACAUUAUGGGUGCAGACAUGAUGGGUGAGGAAACAAGGGAUCUUUCAGUUGUUGGUGGCACUGGAGAUUUCUUUAUGACUCGAGGGAUUGCUACUUUUCGUACCGAUAUUGCACAAGGCGAUUACUAUUUUCGACUUGAAAUGGAUAUCAAAUUGUAUGAAUGUUAUUAAAUUGCACAAGGCGAUUACUAUUUUCUACUUGAAAUGGAUAUCAAAUUGUAUGAAUGUUAUUAAAUAAGGUUAUGUGUGUGGAGUUAUAAGCUGUUGAAGAGUUUUAGUAA